UCUUCUCAUCUUCACUUCCACAGAGAAGAGAAAAAGGAUAAGCUUCCACUGCAGCCAUGGCAUUCCACCUCAGAUCUGCGAGUGUGCCAUCCAGCCCUUGCUCCAAUGAAACCAACGCUGAAGAACUGCUGCAGAGUCUAAAGGUGACCAUUUCCUCACCCAGUUCAACCAUCGAGACGAUGAGCAGUGGCUGGAAGAAGCUUGGGAGUAUCUACAACUGCAUCGAUGAGAUCAUGUGUCUGCCCAGCAGCCAAGCUCUCCUUUGCCAACCACUGCAGAGGAAAGCAGUGGAGCAAGAGUUAGAAGGCUCUCUCGUCGUGCUAGACCUCUGCAACGCCAUUCACGAGAGCUUUUCCGGGCUCAAGGCAUGCAUCCAGGACAUGCAGCUGGCUGUCAAGAGAGGAGAUGAUGCAGCUGUCCAAGCCAAGAUACAGUCUUACAUCCGCCUCGCCAAGAAGGGGCGAAAACAGUUCAAGCAUAUCAGCAAGAAGUCUUCUUCAGCAGAUCAGGAGAGCUGCAGGGUGAUCAAGCUGUUGGCUGAAGCUAGAGAGAUAGCUCUGUCAAUGCUCGAGUCGUCAUCACAUCUCCUGUCGAAGCAGAUUGCUUUGCCAUGCUCUAGCAAAUGGUCUCUUGUCUCCAAGACAUUCCAGAAAAGAAGGCUUGUCUGCGAGGAGGAGCAAUUGCAGGUGUUGGAGUUAGACAUUGUUGAUCUAGAGACUGGAGUCGAGAAUCUGUUCAGAAAAUCAAUCCAGAGCAGAGUUUCUCUUCUCAACAUUCUCAGCUUGUAGAUAGAUCAUACACCAACUCUGAUUCCAUGCGAUUAGUAUCCGCCUUUUAGAGGAUUUGCUGAUCACUGGAACAAAAUUUUGAUGUGUACAUAUAUGAAAGGAAUUGUACAGAAACUCAGUUGAGAAACAAAAACAAAGUAUUUGUCCACUUCCUAUUGUUGAUUACACUGUUUAUGAAUGUUUGAUAUAAAUACCUAAUUUUCUAACAAUAUGCUCAUCAUUAUUGACUGUUAGAGAAGCAGUUAGCAGAAUUUUCAAGUUCAGCUUCGAAAUGAUUUACUAUGAUACGGCC
Oryza sativa Japonica Group (Japanese rice) is the source of this 1080-nucleotide messenger RNA. RefSeq lists its product as uncharacterized. The record is from RefSeq and is a predicted model, not a curated record. Lineage: Eukaryota; Viridiplantae; Streptophyta; Magnoliopsida; Poales; Poaceae. Gene Ontology annotation, biological process: shoot system development; root development.